ACUUCCGUAAACAGCUGAUUAGUGGAUUAGAAUUGAAGCUAGUGAUAAUAAAUGCUUAGAACAUAAAAUAAUAAUCUAGAAUUUAACAUCAAAUGUAUAUUUAUUUGAAUGCAUAGUCGCUGUCACAUUUCACUAUGGAAGAAAAACCCAACAAUGACAUUGAUAAGCUGGUGGAACAGUUAACGGAAGUAGUUAAAUUACAGGAUGACAAAACGCACAAUGAAAAUGAUAUUAUUAAAAUAUUAGAUUCAUUUCUGGAAGUCAAAGAUAAAUUUAUUGAAGAUGUUGAAGAUGAAACGACUGGAGAAGUUGAAGAUAUAACAUCUGAAGAAGUAGAGGGUGAAACUUUUGAAGAAGGUAAUGAAGAAUUCAAAAUAGAUGGUGUUUUUUUAAGACUUUUGUCUCAUGAAUCUGAUGCAGUAGUCGCUAAAACAUCCAAAACAAUUGCUGAAAUCGCACAAACAGACAAUGGUCGCACAAAUUGUACCGAUAGUAAUUUAGUAAAAGGAUUAAUGGAUUUAUUACAGAAAGAUAAUAUUGAUAUUCUUUCACAAGCUUCCCGAGCACUUGGAAAUAUCUGUUACGAAAAUGUCCGAGGUACUAAAAUGGUUCAAGAUAACGAUGGGCUAAAGUGUAUUUUAAAAGUAUUAGAGAGAGCAGUAAGUUUAGGUGGCGUAGAAGGAGCUUCAUUUUUGAGACACGUUGUUGUUGGUUUUUUUUUGAAUUUUCUCGUUGGUCAAAGUACUUUACAAAAGGAGGCAUUAGAUCAAGGAUUUAUUUCAAUAGCUUGUAACAUAUUAGAAAUCGAUGGACCAAAUAAUUCAAAAUCUGCAAUGCAUGUUUUACUGACAUUGGAGUUGUUAACUGAAACGGGCUUGAUGUUUUUGAAUGAGAGGCUUACUAAAGUAUUGGUGAAUCUUUUAGAUGAUGAGGAGGCUAUUGAGCGUUCUAUUUUAUGUUUGGAAUUAAUACAAGUCCAAGCUGAGCAUGAAAGUGCAAAAACUUUGUUAGCAAAAGCAGGAGCUUGCGAAUUAUUGAUGCAAUUAUUAGAAAAACAUGUGCCUAAAUGUGUAGACAAAGAUACAAGAUCCGUUUUAAAAAUGGCUUGUAAUUUAAUUGUUCUAAUUCUAACCGGAGAUGAAAGUAUGAAUGUAUUAUAUUCAAAUAGCGAGGGAAGUGUAUACAAAAAAUUAGUCGAGUGGUUAGAUCCUGAUUACGACGAAGAUCUCCAAAUAGCCGCUGUCUUAGCAAUGGGUAAUUUUGCACGCACAGAAACUCACUGUAAAUUAAUGGUAGCCCAAGGUGUUCACAAGCGACUGUUUAAACUAUUGGUAAAAAAUAGCAGUAGUGAAUCCGACAUACGUUUACAACAUGCACUACUCAGCGCAGUUCGUAAUCUGGUGAUAGCACCGAGCAAUAAACCAAUAUUGCUUUCUCAUCGCCUGAUUGAUGUAGUAUACCCUAUGCUAGAUAUUCAGACAUUUCCGGUAGUCUUCAAGCUACUUGGGACGCUGAGAAUCGUCAUCGACGGUCAGAGCGAAGCUGCUACAAUACUUGGAAAAAGGGAAGAUUUUUUGAAAAAAGUCAUUGAGUGGUGCAAUAUUGAAGAACAUCAGGGUAUUCAAGGGGAAGCUAAUAGACUCAUCGCUUGGAUCAUUAUUAACAGUCGUGAUAAAGAUGUCGUGUCUUCGAUCAUCAAGCAUGGUGCUAUUAAGUAUUUAGUUAGGAUGAUGGGUUCAUUACACCCGCUAAUGCAAAAUGAAGCUCUUCUUAGUUUAACUGUAACUACUGCCAUGUUUUUAAAAGAUUGCGAAGAAAAACUUGUUGAGGCUGAAGUCGAUAAAGCACUGAAGAAAUUUUUUGAAGAAAGUGCUUCUAGUCUUGCGAUACCGAUUGUAGAAAAUGCACUUACUUUUGCUAUUAAAAUAAUUAAGUCAGAUGUUUUAAAAGAACACUUGAAAAACGCACAGUUUCUCGACAUAAUAGAGAAAGCUAAAAGUUCUGGUAUCUGGAUCAAUUCACUGGAAGAUAAAACAGAAAAAUUGUUACGUCUUCUCAGUGUCUAAAUAAACUACAGGCUGAUUUUUCUGAUAAAAAUACUCUAUAAAUUAAAAUGUUAAAAAAAAAUUAAAAUCCAUAUUUUUACUACAGGAUUAUAUACAUAUAUUUUGAUUUUCGCAUAUUUUCUCUAUACAAGCAACAAAUCAAAAUAAAUAAUAACAUACAACAGUAAUAAUAAUAAUAACAUUAAUCGAUUUUUAUGGGUGUAUUUAAAGUAUCAUCGUAUUUAUCGAUAAAAAAAACUUUAAACACUCUAAAAAUCAUUUAUUAUUAAAAUUAACGUCAAAUGUUCAAAUUUAAAAGUCGGCAAAGCGCCAUCUCA
This is a messenger RNA of Cotesia glomerata, 2383 nucleotides long. RefSeq names its product rap1 GTPase-GDP dissociation stimulator 1 (gene vimar). Bases 135 to 2066 code for a protein of 643 amino acids. Gene Ontology annotation, biological process: positive regulation of GTPase activity. Lineage: Eukaryota; Metazoa; Arthropoda; Insecta; Hymenoptera; Braconidae. The transcript has 8 exons. Gene Ontology annotation, cellular component: cytosol. Gene Ontology annotation, molecular function: guanyl-nucleotide exchange factor activity; protein binding. The record is from RefSeq and is a predicted model, not a curated record.